CCCCGGCAAGGCCUAAAAAAUGAGUUUGAAGCUUGCCCUUAUAGCUACCGGGCCCGGGUCGGGUUGACCUGUCCCAGUCCAUCCACCGCCGACAUCUAAUCUCCGGCGAAGUAGCGUUUCUGCUCUCAGCACUGCUGACGGUGUGUCCGGAAGAGUUCGAGUUUCCAUUCGAUUGAGACCGCGGAAUGAUGAGGAAUUGGCAGCAGAUGCCGAUUUUGCUGAUUGUGUAGAGCUGCAACCUGAGCUUAAAAGGUUGAAAUUAAGAAAAAACAACUGGGAUACGGAUACAUAUGAGUUUGAUGAGGUGUUCACUGAGUUUGCAUCACAAAAGCGUGUGUACGAGGUGGUUGCGAAACCUGUUGUGGAGCUGAAGCCGAGGACAGAAAAACCUAACAAUGAGCUCUUAGGCCUGCCUUGGAGUGUGGGCCCCCUCUAUCUGUGUCCAUCUGUUCAUGGGCAUGGGGUCUAAACCCAUAUACUCCAUUUGGUUAGAAGUUCAUCUAUUUUUCUGCUAUUUCAUACCAUUCAUUCCUUUUGUCAUAUUUCUAUACAGAUAAAUGUUUGCAGUUUUUAGUUAGACAUUUAUAGGUUGUCAGUUGAAAAUUAUUUUUAUGUGGUAAGCUCCUGCUAAAAUGAUCUAUCCCAUCUUCCUCUCUUUUUCUUAGAGUGUCUUGGAAGGUUACAAUGGGACAGUUAUGGCAUAUGGUCAGACUGGUACUGGGAAAACCUAUACUCUUGGAGAAUUGGGAGAUGAAGAUCACUCAACUCGUGGUAUUAUGGUUCGGUCAAUGAAGUCUCUGUAUCAUACUUGCAGCUUUAUAUGGAAACAAUUCAGGACCUCCUUAAUCCUGCAAACGAUAACAUUUCUAUAGUUGAAGACCAGAAAACUGGCGAUGUAUCCCUACCAGGGGCAACAGUUGUUGAUGUCCGAGGAAAGGGAAAUUUUAUGGAGCUACUACAGUUGGGGGAAGCUCAUAGAUAUGCUGCUAACACAAAGAUGAACACUGAAUCUUCUCGUAGUCAUGCUAUUCUCAUGGUGCACAUCAAGAGGUCUGUUUCUGUAAGGGAAACAGAUAUUUCUGCUGAUUUUGAUGAUCCUUCUCCCCUGGCUACUAAUUUUAAACCACCCAUGCUUAGAAAAGGAAAGCUCCUCCUCGUAGACCUUGCUGGUUCUGAACGUGUUCUUAAAUCUGGAAGUGAAGGGCAUAUGCUAGAAGAAGCCAAGUCUAUCAACCUUUCAUUAAGUGCAUUGGGGAAGUGCAUAAAUGCUUUGGCAGAAAAUAGUACUCAUGUUCCAGUCCGGGAUUCAAAACUAACACGGUUACUUAAGGACUCAUUUGGAGGCACGUCAAGAACGUCAUUAGUUGUGACCAUUGGUCCAUCGCCACGCCAUCGAGCAGAGACAGCAAGUACCAUUUUGUUUGGACAAAGGGCUAUGAAGGUGGAGAAUAUGUUGAAAAUCAAGGAGGAGUUUGAUUACAGAAGUUUGUGUAAAAGGCUUGAGCUACAAGUUGACAAACUCAUUGCUGAAAAUGAAAGACAGCAAAAUGCUUUUGAGGAUGAGGUAAAGAGAAUCAGGUUAGAAGCGCAAAAGCACGUCUCUAAGGCCGAGCAAAACUGUGCAGAUGAACUAAAGGAAGAGAAAAUUCGGUGCCAGAUGGAAUAUAUGGAUUCAAUCAAGAAACUUGAAGAAAAGAUGCUUAAUCAGCAGAGGCAUCCAGCCAAUGGUGUCACCGGUAAUGGAGAGAGUCACGGUGGGUUCACCAAUGAGGAUGUAUCUGAACUGAAGAAGUUGCUGCAGAAUGAAAUUCAAACAAGAAAGGCAGCAGAAGAGGAAAUCAGUAGCCUAACAAAUCAGAUUAUGAAGAUAAAAAAACAAGAAUUACCCGCUGGAAACUCAGAUACUAUAUAUCUCCAAAAGCUGCUGGAAGAAGAGGCUAGUGAAAAGAAGAGGUUGGAAGACGAAGUGAUCCUCUUAAGAAGUCAAUUGUCUCAAUUGAAUUUGGAAGCUAGUCAGACUAAAAGCUACGAUGAUAGAAGCAGAAAUGGCAAUUCGCUUUCUGGUCUGGAUUCUCUGUCUUCACUUAGACAUCUGCAGUAUAAAAAUGGCAAUAAUGGGGAGAGAGUGGCAAUAACCAAUCUCCAUGAACAAGUUGGGCUAAAUAAGAUUAUGUCAUUGCUGGAAUCAGAAGAUGCUAGUGUGCAGAUUCAUGCGGUGAAAGUGGUUGCCAACCUGGCAGCAGAAGAAGCGAAUCAGGAGAAAAUUGUUGAAGCUGGAGGUCUUACUUCACUGCUGAUGCUCCUUAGAAAAUCUGAGGAUGAGACAAUACGUAGAAUAGCUGCCGGUGCAAUUGCAAAUCUCGCAAUGAAUGAAGCAAAUCAGGAGCUUAUUAUGGCUCAUAGUGGGAUUAGUCUUUUGUCAAUGACAGCAGCUGAAGCUGAGGAUCCUCAGACUCUACGGAUGGUUGCUGGAGCCAUUGCUAAUCUAUGUGGCAAUGAUAAACUGCAGACGAGGUUAAGAACAGAAGGUGGUAUAAGGGCUUUGCUAGGAAUGGUGAGGUGCAGACAUCCUGAUGUUCUUUCCCAAGUUGCACGUGGAAUUGCCAAUUUUGCCAAGUGUGAGUCCAGAGCUUCUUCGCAGGGCAUAAAACUUGGACAGUCCCUUCUAAUAGAAGAUGGAGCACUACCAUGGAUCGUGCAAAACGCCAAUAAUGAAGCCUCACUUAUUAGACGACACGUGGAGCUUGCACUUUGCCACCUCGCACAACAUGAAGUAAAUGCUAAAGACAUGAUUAGUGGGGGAGCCCUCUGGGAGCUGUAUCGUAUCUCACGUGACUGCACACGUGAUGAUAUAAAGUUACUUGCACGCCAGACGCUGGCUUCAAGCCCAACUUUUUUAUCCGAAAUGCGGCGCUUGCAUAUAGAUGUAUAGACGGAUGAUGGUGGGUCCAAGUACCCAUUGGAGGAUUUCAACCAUAUUUGCCAAAUUUAACUAACCAGUUAUUAGGAGGGGGGUGGCUGUCUUUGCAAACACAGAUCAGCAUCUUGUUUGUUCAUAUCCAUUCAUUUUUUGUUGGUUGAAGUUAUACUACUUGUGACAUCUCGUGUGUUGUAACAUAUAUAUGAAUGAUUAGAGGUAAAUUUAAUGAAAUUUACUAGUUUAAUC
Molecule: messenger RNA, 3166 nt
Organism: Cuscuta epithymum
Lineage: Eukaryota; Viridiplantae; Streptophyta; Magnoliopsida; Solanales; Convolvulaceae
Source: the annotation of a GenBank genome assembly